AUGUCCAAAUAUCUGUUGACAAAACUUUCUCAGUUUUUGGAAAGAAAUACCAAAGCAAUUAAUAUCUUGUUAAAUAAUUUAAUUGAACUUGGAGACGUUCAAGCGAUUGACGUUUUUGAUGAGGCCAAGAAACGCUUUCCCACUCAUUUCAAUAUUGUGACUCUCUCUAUCAUUACUAAGGGAUACUCGAUGUUUGUGGGUAGAACAAAAGACCCACAACUUCGAAUAAUGCUUUUCGAAAAGGGCAAACAACUGAUUAAUGUAUUAUCUGAAUUGAAGUUGAAACCAGAUGAAGCUUUUUUAAAAAGCUACUUUUACUUUUUACAUACAUGCAGUCCAUAUGUUGAUAUUAGUGAUAAUGAUGUCAAGGCAGUGAUUGCUAUUAUGAACGAAUGGAAUAUUGCAAUGAAUGAUCGCAUUGUGGUAUCGAUAAUGAUGGCUCUCUGUAGAAAUAGCAUUAGUUUGGACUACUUUAGGAAACAUUUAAAGACUGCAAAAACACUUAACACAGAGAUUUUAAAUUGGGCUCUUACCACUUGUUUCUAUUUAAAACGAAAAGCAGACUCUAUUGUACUCAUGAAAUAUUAUACAACUGAUAAGACCAGUAGCCGUUAUUUGGCUCCAUACUCAGUUCAAACUUUUAACAUUUAUUUCAAUAUUUGGAGGUCUUUAGUUCUUUCAGAUCAAGAAACUCCUGAUUAUCCUAUUCAAAAAAUAAUUGAUAACAUGAACAUAUGUUUUGAAAAGGGAACCAUUGAACCUACAGUUGAACUUCUCUCAAACCUUGGAUCGGUCAUGGUCAAAUUUAUGCAAGUCAAUAACGUCGACAGGGAGAGCAUGUUGAAAAAACUAACAACAAUCAUUUCAACAUAUUAUCCUAAAGAGUUAAUGGCGAGCAAUCCAAGAUUUAUUUCACUCUUCCUUUCGACAGUUAUAUCUGGAGGUAGUGUUGAUAUGAACGUACUCAACAAAACAAUCUCCUUACUUGAGAGCUAUGAUGAGAAUUUUUUAGAUGUUGUUCAUUACACGCAACUGUUACGAAUUAUUAACUUGAGUCCUGUCGACUCGAGAAUGAAAUUAAUGAAAAUUGUAUUAGACAAAAUGGCUCAACACAAGCAAUAUCCUAACUCAAUCACUCUACGUAUGAUUGCUGAGAUUGUUCUCAAGGAAGCACCUCAUAUGAAAACAUUGCUACAGUACAUUUUAUUGGUGAUGAAAACAAGAGCGGUCAUGGACAUUGAAGGCGUUGACAAGAAUGUUAGAGGAGCAGAUUCUCUUGCAUGGAUUGAACAAUUAUCGAAAUUAUUGAACGAUUUUUACGAACAAGACGUGACAUUUCCAAUCUCAGAAUUAUUAACACAACCAGAGAGUACGAGUGGUAGUGGUGAUAACACAAAUCAACAACAAGUGAAACCUUCUCAAGAACAAUCAAAGCAGCCACAACAACCACAACAGCAAAUCAUUCAUCCUCCCACAUCGUCACUUCUUCAAAAACAUUUUCAAUAUUCUUCUAAUCUAGAAUCCAUUCACACUCCAUUCCUUCACAACAACGUUGACAUUUAA
Molecule: messenger RNA, 1563 nt
Organism: Naegleria fowleri
Lineage: Eukaryota; Heterolobosea; Eutetramitea; Acrasida; Naegleriidae
Exons: 1
Coding region: 1-1563 (520 amino acids)
Source: RefSeq, a predicted model, not a curated record